AGGGCCCAAGACUUAAUCUGCCUCGUUUUUCGCCUCGUUUUUGCGUCCCUUCGCCAUGCCUUCCAAAGCUUGCUCCGUGGCUCUCGCCGGCGCCGGUGCCUAUGCGGCCGCCACCGCCUUCCUGGCACCUGCCGCGCCGCAGGUGAACCAGGAGCUUCAGGUGCGCCACCUGCGCCAGCAGCCUGCCGAGAGCUCUUCCUCCUCCUCCACCGGCGUCAUGGCGCUUGGCGCCGCUGGCGUCGUCGUGGCCUCCGCCCAGGCGGCCAAGCGCACCGUGCGCCGAGCACAGGUGGUGCGUCAGGCCACGGCCGUGGCAGAGAAGACCUUCACCAAGAUGCCGGCAUCCGUGAAGCCUGGUGUGGUGACCGGACAGGCCUUGGUCGAUCUGCUGAACUAUGCCAAGGAGAACCAGUUCGCCAUCCCUGGCGUGAACGUGGUGAGCUCCAGCAGCGUGAACGCCUGCAUGGAAGCGGCCAAGAAG
Durusdinium trenchii is the source of this 481-nucleotide messenger RNA. Lineage: Eukaryota; Dinophyceae; Suessiales; Symbiodiniaceae. The record is from the annotation of a GenBank genome assembly.